This is a messenger RNA of Rhopilema esculentum, 4467 nucleotides long. Its product is annotated as zinc metalloproteinase nas-4. NCBI's taxonomy places the organism in Eukaryota, Metazoa, Cnidaria, Scyphozoa, Rhizostomeae, Rhizostomatidae. Gene Ontology annotation, biological process: proteolysis. The record is from RefSeq and is a predicted model, not a curated record. Gene Ontology annotation, molecular function: metalloendopeptidase activity; zinc ion binding.
UGUUCUGUGGCAGCCUGCCGUCUGUAAAGGCCGCCAAAAGCAGAGAGGCUGAAGCCCGCGAGACCCAAAGUUGUUGUAAGCAGUUUGUCAAGGCUACCCCCGUGAUCUCCGGUUAACGAGGCGUCCACUUAACAUUGCUCUGUCUCGCUCAGGGGGUAAUAUCACAAAUUGCUAGUACACUACACAUCAAGUCUAUUCGCAAAAUCUUGAGCAUUUCAAUCGAACAUGAGAAGGAGACAUACAUGGUAUUCCUCCAAGGGGUCGUAUUGUAGAGUAUAGCAGAGGAAAAGUUUGUUUCCAAGUGGAUAUAUUAUCAGAUGUUGAAUCGAUCGUGAUUGAGCUUGCAGCUUAUAUUUAUUGUCAAGUAUAUAUUACCAAAUGGAAAAGAUGGAAUUUUCGCUAAAAGCAGCUUGUCUCAUUUGCUCGUUAUUGUUAAUAUGCGUUGAACGCGUUGUAUGCAUACCAAUUAUGAAAGACGAGAGAAAUUCUACAAAAAUUUACUUAAUGAGUCAGAACUCCACAUUACACGGAUCAAACAAAAAUACUAACGAAUCGAAUAAGAAGAUACUAACUAUUGAGGACUUGCCUGAAGAUGGCUCUUUAGAUGAGGAGUUUGAGAGGCUUCAUCCAAACUUCGGAGAGCAGCCUGUUGAGCUGAACAAUCACAAAUAUUUUCAAGGGGACAUCAAACUUGACCCUUUGACAAAACUUUACAUGGAGGUGGACAGGAACCUGCCUCCGAGGAGGAAACGAGCAAUUGUUAGGACCAAAGUCUCGCGUUGGAAAAACAGGGUAAUUCCUUACACCAUAGACAGAAGCCUGCCGGCAGCAACUAAAUAUGCCAUUAGAAAGGCUAUAAAGCACUGGAAAAGCAACAAGUGCAUACGGUUUCGCCGAAAGCGUCCUACGGACCAAGACUUCAUUCAUUUCUUCGAUGAUGGCGAAUCGUGCUGGUCUACCGUUGGAAGAGCAGGCAACCAGCAAAACAUCUCAAUCGCCAAGCAUUGUGCAACGAAAGGCGUUGUCGUGCAUGAAAUUGGCCAUGCUGUUGGAUUUUUCCAUGAGCAAGCACGACGAGACAGAGAUUUGUACAUCGAAAUUAUCAAACGGAACAUCAAGAGGUCGGACCUUGGGCAAUUCAGGAGAAUGAGCAACCGCCUCGUCGACUCAUUGGGCUAUGCGUAUGAUUACUGGUCCAUCAUGCAUUACGGUCCCAGAGCUUUCAGUGCCAACAGAAGAGACACAAUAAAAAUCACGAGUAUUGGGAGGAAAGCUGGUGUUAGCAGAAGUACCAUUGGAAGCCGAGUUCUCUCGAAACUGGACAUUGCACAGAUCAGAGAAAUGUACCAAUGCAAUCCCAUUCCAUCUAAAGAAUCGCAAAAAGGUUGCUUCAAGAGUGCUUACGGAGAUGGUCGAGAUUACAGAGGAGAGCUUGAUUAUACAGAAACGGGUAUUACUUGUCAGUACUGGAGUGACAAUUACCCACAUAGACAUUCAAAGAACUUUCAGACCACGAAGCGCGGACUUGGUAACCACAAUUUUUGCCGAAACCCCGGCGGUAGGCGGAAAAGGCCUUGGUGCUUCACCACUAAAACCAAUAAACGGUGGGAAUACUGUGAUAUACAAAUUUGCAAAAGUUAAGGUGGAUAACACCUGCAAGUAAACCGUGCCAAGCUACUGGCCUACCUCAUGCAGACGGCCUAGCUCUUGAGAAAACCGGCAGCUACCUGCAUUUCUCGUAGCUCUCCCUGGACGAAUAGGUAGAGGAUGAUGUUUCAUCAAACACACUGAAUAAGCUGAGAUACCCCCAGCGGUUACAAGCUGAGAUAGCCCCAGUGAUGGAUAGCUGACUCAACCAGAGGCAGCGUGAAGGUGGACAUUGCAACAGAUAUAUUGAUGACACUCUGCCAUAAAUCCAAGCCCUGGGACUCUCACGAAUCUCCUUCAAGAAUGCCAGCACUGUUUCGAUAACUGAUGAAAGACUGAAAAGCGCAGCACUACUGUCAAAUCAUUGUUUUAUUCGUGAACCGUGUUAGAUGUGAGUUGAAACCCGCUAACUAUGAAAAAGCUAGUUAGGACAGUCGAUGUACCAGGUUCUAAAAAGCUCAUGUAAUGACUUAGAACAUCAAGAUGAGACAUUUUAAGGAUUUCUUGGAAGCACUUCCCACAAAUUUCAGUUCAUUGACAGGCCUUUCAUACAAUUACAUGUUCACUUUCAUAUCUUGUAUAGACCAGCCAUAUUUCUAAAAACUUUGGUUUUACCAGUGACAAUACAAAUGUUAGAUCGGCUUAACCCUUUUUGUCUUUUCUCGCUAUGCUGGCUGGAUGAUGAGGAAUCUCACCCACUUUCCAACGAGUUUUGCUAAUCAAAGACACCCUAAUCCAGUUAAACUACCGUUUUCGUUGCAAUCACAUCCUUCUUAGACUGUUUUUAAAGCCAUGAAGUCGACAAUUCACUGUGGUGUUUGAGAUCUUAUUAUGGGUGAUGAAGGAAGGCUCUGUUCAGUUAGCGAUCUGCUGAUAUCAUUACCAUUAAAUAGAUUGUGCCAAGAAUAGGGUUGCUUAACUUACAACUAUGUUUAUGAGUAUUAUAAAUCGCGCUAUUCAUUGGGGAUAGUGGGGUGCAAGGAAAUGCCUCUGUUCGAUGAAUGGAGGCAUCAGUUAGUCUAUGGUUUAUGGAUUAACAUAGAACCCUAAUUUCAAGGGCUCUCGAUAGGUAAAAAACAGCAUACUCAGGUUCUUCAUUAAUCACCAGGAUGCUUUGGUAUUACCCCCACUAUUCACCCAGAUUAUACUGACAUUGUCUUCCUCGAGCUAAUGAGACUUCAAUGGGACUAUGAUCAUCCGGCCAGCGGGACAACCACUUGAUUCAAUUACUUGCUAAUUCGGAUUUCGUAAACAGAAAUGAAUGGCAGAACUUCCAGUUCAGCACCACUGAGAAGGGUUUUUUCUAACAAUGUUUGGUGAGCAAGCGGUACAUGUAUAGAGCUCACACAACUGACUGCUCACAAUUCUUAGAUAAUUAAAUAUACCCCCAUCUUUCAUUCAUAACAAAUUACUUAAGAGGCAAAUGCUCUUCACUCGAAAUUUAAAGUCUCACUUUCAAUCUCCACUUGAAAAAUAACACGAAACAUUAUAACUAAAGAGUGGAGUAUAUUUGAAUUUUAAGCUUUUUUGCUGUGCUGAAGCAGCCAAUCUGUUUUAGAUUGACUUGCAUUGUUUAUAAGAGAUUGAUAUGUUUUAUGCCUUUGUUAAAUUAAUUAUAUACUGGACUGUUUCUUAUCAUAUGUUCUAAUUUAUUCAGAAGUAUUGAUAUAUUUUAUUAGCCAUAGUUUAGAUUAAUUUAGUGCCCCGCCCCCCAAGUUGUCUCAGCUCAACUGUGAGUGAGCCCUUUACCGGUUCAUCAAUCCGUUUCUUUGAACGUUAGUAUUUUUCGCCUGAGAUAAAACAAGCGAGAAAUGUGAGAUCGAAUCGAAACCGUUAUUUUUAUCAAAACCUAAACAAACGACAUGUCCAAGAUCACGAAAGGCUGAGACACUUGCCUUAAACUUCAGUUACUUGAAGAAGAGACAUAAUCAAAACUUUGUACAUAAAUAAAGUUUAAUACUUGCUUUUUGAGUAGAAUUGUAUUAUUGACUAGAAUUACAUUAUUGACCUCCUAAUAAAGAUCAAGUUGUGUUAGGCCACAAGUCAACACAGGCUUAAAAUCUGACAUGCACAGGAGCCCCAUUCAUAUCACUUUUCGUAUAUGCACCCCUAUUUUUCGAGAGCAAUUCCUCCAAUUGUAAAUCGAUCCAGCCACUACCUGCUUUAAUUGUAAUAAGUGAGAAACACAUUUUUAUAUUAAAAAAUACAUCAAAAACCCUUUGCAUACUGUGUUUCAAAAGGCCCAGAUCUCAAAGCAAAGUUAGGCUUGCCUGGAGUACUUUUCACAGAACCCAGUGCAGUUACUGCAGCUACCAAACCAUAUCAAAACACCUGUGGCUUUCUUGAGUGUAUUUCAUCAAAGCAAGCCUAUUUUGAGCCGAUGCAAACAUUCCCAUCAUUCCAAAUAUAAGGUUUCAUUUUCGUUUUGAUUUUUUGUUUCGAAUUGAUAUAACCCCAAACACAUUCCCAUGAGCCUCUUUUGAAUUGGUCCUGUUGCUAGUCGCCUUGCUUCAAAGUACAUGGGCCAUCCAUGAUUUUGGUGCUAAAAUUUCGUGAAUGUUCUGUUUGUUUUUCCUUUUUAACUGUGAAUUUGCAGAACAAUGUACGAUAAAUUAUCAACAUAAGUCUAUUUCAGAAGCUAUAUUUAUUUCAAAAAUUGUUAUUAUAGGGCACGUUGAUGCCCUUUCUCUGUUAUUUAUCUAUCAACUGAAAUAAUGGAUGUAAAUAUUCAGUUAAAAAUCCGUACAUUGUAGAAGAGCGCAUUCUAUGUGAUUCUCGUCAUGAUUGAAUAAAAUAUGAAGACAGAUACUGUAUACAUCA